Pocillopora meandrina is the source of this 5492-nucleotide messenger RNA. Lineage: Eukaryota; Metazoa; Cnidaria; Anthozoa; Scleractinia; Pocilloporidae. The record is from the annotation of a GenBank genome assembly.
CUCAUAUCCAGGUUUCACUCAAACAGGACUUUGGGAUCGAAGUGUGUUUUACUGUUUUUAUUUCGCUGGUGUCACGAAUUUCCGUGAAAAUGACGUCUUUUUCAUCAGCAACUUUGGAGAAGAAAUUAUCUGAUCUUUCCAACACUCAACACAGUGUCCAGACGCUUUCGCUGUGGCUUAUUCACCACAGAAAACACGCUAAAGCGAUCGUACAGUCCUGGUACAAAGAACUGACUAAAGGUGAGUAAAACCGUGCAUGGUGUAAUUGUUUGAACUUGUUGUGGGUUGUGGAGAAACUGAUCUCCAUUGACAGAUCUUGCAUUGCAUUUGCUCAGCUGGUGCGAAAGAAUCACUUCAACAUGCCUUUCACAUAUCUCAUAUAUAUGUUACAUGUGGCGUGCGUUGCCAUACCAUAUUUACGAAUGAGGCAAAGGUCUCUAAUCAAGUUCUGUUCUGCAUUAGAGGGGUUGAACGAUCUAAUUAUAACGUGGUGCACAUUCUUGGCAUUUUCAUUAUCUUAUGCUAAGGCGAUCGACUCAGAUGCUUAUAGCUUUUGCUGAAUAUAUGUCAAAUAGCUUUUAAGAUUUCCCAUGCAGCUAACUCACUUUCCUCAACUCCUAAUUGAUUAUUAAUGAAAAGAUUUGGAGGAAAUAUGUGUGAUAUUUUUAUUUGAUUUGCCUAAUUCUAAGUUUAUUUUGGCGGACUCUUGUCAUCCAGUGAUAUCUAUCAGAAAACUGAUGCAUGAUCUUUUUUAAUAUUUUGUUUAACUGAUGACUUAUUUAUCUAUUUAAUGCAAUUGAUUAACAACAAUGGUUAAAGCCAUAAGGACAUUUUUUAAAAGAGUUACAAUGAAUCCAUAUAAAAAUACUCAGAUUUUAUCAAGUGCAGAGUAUCCAGUAAGUAAAUUUCUAUUCCUGUAGAUACCAAAACAUAGAAGGGACCUUAAUAGCUCACCUCCUUGAAGCUCAUUGGGCCAAUUGAUUUGUUCAUUUCACAUUUUCCCACUAACUGUGUUGUGUACAAAUGACAAGAAACCCUUUAUGUUCAGUUUUGUUAAUUAUCUUGUAAGCUUUAACAUUCUCCAUUUUUAUUUGCAGCAAGGACAAGCAAAAAGCUUACCUUCAUGUUCCUGGCUAAUGAUGUACUCCAAAAUGGAAAAAGGAAAGGCACAGAGUUUUUAAAUGAAUUUAAACAUGUCUUACCAGCUGCGUUUCAGCAUUGUGCACAGUAAGUAGUUAUCUGCAUUCUUAAAAUAAUUUAAGUUGUACUAGCAACCAGAAAAGGUCUCUUUGUUUUUUACAUGUACCCCUUAAACCUUUAACUCCCAUGAGUGACCAAGACAGAAUUUCUCCUUAAAAUAUCAAUACAAUAUCAAGCAGACAAGUGAUAAGAAUUAAGAAAAAUAUCAAUUAGGGGAUUAUAAGUUGAUCCAAUACCAAAUUCUCCAAACUAACAUCACAAGAACUGUAUGGCAGAUAGUAAGGAGAAUUACUAAUGAUAUCUUGGGAGUUAAAAGGUUAAAUCCUCCUGUAUGUCCAAUGGAGUAAUGCUGUGAUCCAGAUUGAUGAAGUUUUGAAUUCAGUUUUUGAUACACCUAAAUAUUUUGGUUGUUCGUUUGAAUUUGUGUGAAUAUGAAGUUCCUUCGAUUCAAUGUAGCUGUUAUUUGUUUUUAAUCCAGGGGCGGAUCAGUGGAAGCUAUACGUGGUCUUGAAAGGCUGAUAUCAAUAUGGACUGAGAGAAAUGUGUAUGAAGCAACUUUCUUAGUGAAGCUACACAAGUGUUUGGGUGAGUUUCUGUAUACAGUGCUGGGGAAAACAGUUUUUUUCUUUGCUUUAUUAGGAGAGGUGGGAGAGUGCUUAAUAUUUACAGGUUAAUAACAAGUGGAUGCAAACAUUUUGGCUGAGGCAGGCUAUGAAAAUGCUGUUAGUAUAAACUUUUGUCCUGUAACCCUUUCACUCCCAAGAUAUCGUUAUUUAUUCUCCUUACUGUCUGAUAUAUCAUCUUCGUUAUAUUCAGUCUUCAUCACACAUGGAUGUCUUUGGGAUGUUAGUCCAUCGCAGGUACAUGUAACCUACUCUCCUCCCCCCUUCCCCUUCCCCCUUCACUCUCCCUUAGCACUGUUUGUGGGUUUCUGGGACAGUUCAUCAGUACUUGUUUGUAAUCACUUUCAAAUUAUGAUAAACUUUACUUGUACAUAGGUCAAGUAUCAGAUUCACCUCCACCUGAGAAGAAACAAAAGACCGAUGAUGAAAAACAAGCUCCACUGAUGGAGCCACCAGAUGUAAGGCACCAGGUUUUGUUUGAAAUUAUCGUUAUUAUCCUAGAAACUGUAGAGGGUAUCUGGUCAAUUCAAAUAUUUGAUAAACUCUGCAGAUGAAGUUAGUGUAUAGUUUUACACAUAAUGAAAUUGUGUACACUGGAUUGGAUAGUGCCACUGUCAGGGUGAGGGUAAUCUUUACCCUUUACUCCUAAGAUAUUAAUAGUAAUUCUCUUUAUUGCAUACCAUACAUUCCUACCAAUUUGGUUCCAAGAAAUUAUUGUUUCAUAGGUUAGCAUCCCCACAAUGAUGUUCUUUCUUCACUCUCAUCACCUAUCAGGGUCAUAACAUCCCGCAUGCGUUCAAUGAGAUAUGAAGCACGCAGGAGGUUUGGAGAGCACGAAAGACGUGUAAGAGUUGCUCGAGGCGUAGCUAAGAGCAGCUCUAACUUCUUGUGUGCUCUCCAAACUUCUAAAGUGCUUCAUAUCUUGAUGAACACACAGCUGACGUAUGAACCAAUUGUUUGAUAACAUUUUCAACCUGAUGGAAAUUUUUUUUCUCAAGGGAUUUGUUUGCUGACGUCAUGAGUGUGCACAGUAGGAAUAUGAAGCAUGCUCGCGCAAUUGAAUUUGAUUAGACAAAUUUACUAGCUAUGUUAUAAUACUUCUUGGUCAUUUGUGGGUGUGAAAGAGUUAAAAAGGACAACGACAAUGACAAUGACUGGCAUUUUAAAAACCUGAAUCAGUAUGAGAGACAAGUGAGGAGUUAGAUUUUAAAAAACAGUUGAUAAACUGUACUUGAGCCUUACAGCCAUGAACAUGAGGGCAAAAGUAACAAAUUAGCUGUCAUGCAUGAACCAAUUAAUAACAUCAAACUUACAGUGAGCUCUUCCCUUGGUACUGAUGAAAACAUCCUUUAGAUUAACUCAACACUUUUCUACUAUCACUUGAUUAAUAACAGGAAAUCCUGGUAAACUGAUCAUGCAGUCUAUAGCAGUUUUGCUUGUGAGAUUAGUCCCAUUAAUAAGUUGUUUUUAUGACAGUGUUGGAUGUUGCCACAGCCUGAGUGAAGUUAUUAUUAGAGCCUAAUGUUAUAGAAAUUAUUAACCACAAUGUUUACUUGACUUUGUGAUCAGUCAUUUUCUAAUGAAUGUUGUUGUUUUGGUCUUAGCCGGAGGAUUUAAUUAAAGCAUUAAUGGAGCUUGAAAACUCAGCUUCACAAGAUGCUGCUGUCAGAGAAAAGAUUGCUAAUUUACCAGCUGAAGUCCAAGAUGUGUCACUUUUAGAAAAAAUUGAAGGUAAAGGCAGUACAUUAUGUGUAGUUUGUCCAUUCCCAUUUUAGCAAACAAUGUUUGUAAGAAGUAGUCUUUUAACAGAAUUUACAUGUCGCAUGAUUUAGAUAAAGAAACUGGCGAUCGUCUCUCCAAAAUUGUCGAUGAAGCUUGUUUAUUAUUGGCGGACUAUAAUGGUAGACUUGCUGCCGAGCUAGAAGAUAGAACAACAAUAUCCAAAAUGCUGGCUGCAUUUAUACAGCUCCAGAAAGAUAAACUAGCAGAAUCAGAGAAAAAACUUGAGGUAAGUAUUCCGAAGGAAGAGCUUUCUUAACACACUAUGUGCUAAGCAAGAAGUAGGAUUAGGGAGGUUAGGCACAGAUCUAUUCAAAUGCAAAAGGCAACUGGAAGGUUUGAAUUCCUUCCUCUGAUGUUUGCUACAAAUCUUUUGUCUUUACUGUUUGGUAUAUAAUAAUAAACAAAGGUUUUUAAGCUGGUUUUUUUUAUGUCAAAGUACGCCAGGUGUGGCUGUAAUGUACUUCUACUUGCCACUAUGCUGUACCUCGUGCAAAGGUCAAGCAUUGCUGAGAAGGCUGCCUUUACAUUGAAUUCCAGUUUGACACAAAUUACGAAAAAUUAAAGGUAAACCAAACUAUAGAUCAAACACAAAAUCUCUCAGAUUCUGUAACAGAGACAGUUUUAUCCUCAGAUAACUGUCGUAAACCACCAUUGUUUUUUACAAGGGAGUUGCUUAUCUAUGUAUUUCUUUCAGGAAUACAAGGCCAAACAGGAAAAAGUUCAACUUGUCAGACAAGAGCUCAAAUCCCAUUUAGAAAAUCUUCCAGACCUAACGAAGCUUCCAGAUCUAGCAGGAGGUUUAGCCCCGUUGCCUUCUGCAGGAGAUUUAUUUGCUUCCGGAAAUAAGUCAUGAGAGUAACGAACUUUGUUAAAAUGUUUGACUGGUAUAUAAUUUAUUAAUGUCUUUAGUACAUUUAAACAAAAAAAAUUAACUCCUGGGCUUUUAAAUAUCUGUUACGUGGAUGGUACAUGUAUGUAUAUAAGGCUGGUAAAAUGUCUCGAGAGUGGUGAAGAAUUAAGAAAACAAAGAAUCACAGGUUUUGUAGGAAAAAUAGAAUUACUCAAUCUGAAUAUUGUUGAAUAAUAAACAGUGACCGGAGGGAAAAUGAUUUCUCGAUAGAAAUGAUUGUUAAACGUAUACAUUUCCUUCACUUUACAUUUUCUUCUUCAGAGAAGAGAAAUUGUGAUCGGUCAUUUUAAAUGUUUUAUUUUCUCACUGUUUCUUGUUUCUUGUCAUCAGCGAAAUGAGAAUGUGUUUAGAAGAGGCGACUGCCCAAAUUUGAUCAAAUUACCUUUUAAUGCGCAGAAUUUGUCCCCGAUAUAGAAAAAGAGAGUAAGAGAGGUUGUUGCUCAAACGUUUCCCUGGAAUGUGAGGUGUUGUUCAUUUCACCCAGCUGUAUCGUUUUGACUCUGUGACUGAAGCAGGUAGUCUUUGAGGUUUUUGUUUCUAAACAACCAAUUUUGAGAGCCUUAAUGUAAAGCUGACAACAAGUCAUCUGAAGAUUGAAGAAAGAUACCCUUUCGAUUCCUGAUUGAAACAAUGCUUAUCUACAGUGACCUGAGUCAAUAUUUAUGUCAGUGUUAAAUAACAUUUAGGUGUUUUCGGGUUUCUUUUGUUACGUAACCAUGAUUUACAAACGUUCUUUUCCAAGUAUGCUUAAUUCGAGGGAUGCAGAAUUUUUUUUUCUGAGAACACAUAUAUUUCUCUAGAACUCAAUUCUGUAAGAAGUUAAAGGUUUUGAUAGUCUUUCAAGAAGGAACGUCUGGACGUUAUAUGUCAAUGUCUAUUUUUCUCAUUCCUGUGGGAAAAGUUUGUUUAGUUUCAUUGAUCGGAAUUGUCUGUGUUUAUCACUUAUCGAUCGGAAGAAAGGUUAACAUCAUCAUUAA